AACCUACCUUUAUAAGUGAGUUGAAUCUCGAUUACAAAUUUGCAAUGGAUAUAAGUUUUAUUCUAGUCUUUCUUGGUGUUUUUCUCUUAUCUUUUAUACUGGUGUCAAAAAAGAAAGAAAAUCUCCCGCCAGGAUAUUACGGGUUUCCGGUUAUAGGAUCAUGGAACUUGUUGCGAAAACUUCCGGGCAGAAGACCACAUUUGGUGUUUUACGAAGAGUCGAAACGUUUCGGCAAUAUAUUCCGAUUUUAUCUUGGUCAGCAGUUAGUUGUAGUUCUCUCAGGUUUUGAUAUCAUCAAUGAAGCUCUUGUAAAGAAGGCAGAGGUGUUCAGUGACAGACUUAAGGGUACAAAUGCCUUACUUCCGAAAUCAGACGACGAAGCAGGUGUGAUAUUUUGUCGAUAUAACUCAGCAUGGAGGGAGGCUCGACGAUUUUCACUUCAAGCCCUUCGAGAUUUCGGCGUCGGUAAAACGUCAAUCGAGGAACGCAUCAUAAUUGAGACCGAAGCUGUAACGUCAAAACUGACGUCAAUAAAUGGAAAGCCGACGGCAAUUGACGGACUGAUGCAGAAGCUCGUGGGCAAUGUCAUUUACAGUAUCAUAUUUGGUAAAAGGUACGAAUACGAUGACCCCAACUCUGAUAAAGUCAGGAAUAUGUCAAAUGUACUAGUAUCAGGACCAGGACCGCUAACUCCGUCAAACUAUAUGCCAAAGUUCAUCAGUAGAUUCUUGAAUAAACAGGGUGUGGAGUUAGAAGUGAAGCGAACAGCUUCUGUUAAAGCUAUAAGGAAGUAUAUAUAUGAGCUAAUAGAUGAACACGAGGCUACGUUCGAUGAGGACAACAUCCGUGAUUUUGUAGAUCUCUAUAUAAAAACGUCACGACUCAAAGAUGAGAGCGUUAAGAAAAUCAUAACAAAAGGCAACAUGUUUCGUGUGAUAGUCGAUCUGUUUAUAGCUGGAUCAGAGACAACAUCUUCCACUCUAGACUGGGCGUUUUUUUUUAUGACCGAGAAACCUGAAUGUUCAACGAAAAUGUCAGCAGGAAAUCUAUUUGGAGACAAGGUCAUCGAGUACUCUGAACGUAACAAGCUGGUUUAUGUAAACGCUACACUUAUGGAAAUUCAAAGAAUUUCGGCAAUAGGUAUGUUUUGCAACACAGUUCCUCUGGAAUGUACCCCACGUAACAAGCGCCGAUACGACACUGAAGCGGUUACGACAUUCCAAAAAAGGGAACACUGGUUUUUCCUACUCUUUACCUCGGGUCAGUAUGGAUGA
This is a messenger RNA of Ruditapes philippinarum (Manila clam), 1274 nucleotides long. Its product is annotated as cytochrome P450 2B4-like. The record is from RefSeq and is a predicted model, not a curated record. Gene Ontology annotation, biological process: xenobiotic metabolic process. The transcript has 7 exons. Gene Ontology annotation, molecular function: iron ion binding; heme binding; oxidoreductase activity, acting on paired donors, with incorporation or reduction of molecular oxygen, reduced flavin or flavoprotein as one donor, and incorporation of one atom of oxygen. NCBI's taxonomy places the organism in Eukaryota, Metazoa, Mollusca, Bivalvia, Venerida, Veneridae. The coding region runs from base 45 to 1274 and encodes 409 amino acids. Gene Ontology annotation, cellular component: intracellular membrane-bounded organelle; cytoplasm.